Molecule: messenger RNA, 2114 nt
Organism: Cajanus cajan (pigeon pea)
Lineage: Eukaryota; Viridiplantae; Streptophyta; Magnoliopsida; Fabales; Fabaceae
Product: myosin
Biological process (GO): cytokinesis by cell plate formation
Source: RefSeq, a predicted model, not a curated record
CAAGAUGUUGGCUAGUGAGUAGUGAUAGUACACCAAAAGAAAAGUAAAGAAACGUUGGGUAGUGAUUGGCAAGAUUUUCCAAGUGGGAUGAGUCCUUUGCAAAACUGGCUGCUGGCUCCGUGUUGGAAGGAAGAUUUAUGACUUAUAUGAGGCCAUGAAAGAUGAAGAUGCAACGCAUGCUGGCUUGCGCGAUUAAUUACUAUUUUGCCAUUAGUUAUUGAAUUUAAAAGAAAAAAAAAUGAAAAGUGGGUCAUAGUCGCAGUUAGCGAGUGAGAGUCAUGAGAGUGAAGAAGCUCCGGUGACUAACUACCGAGUAAAGAGACAUUAAUUUGGAGAGAUGGAACGGAAGUGGAGCAGUGAAUCUGGAACUGGGAAUGUGAUGUCGUCACAGUCACAGUCACGUAACGGGCAUUCUCGUUCGUCCUCCCUCACCCUCACCGGAAUCUCAAGCGUCAAAAGGACUCAGAAUGUUGCUGCGAAAGCCGCAGCUCAGCGCCUCGCCCAGGUGAUGGCUUCUCAGAGUGCGGGGGAGGAGGAGGAGGAGGAGGAAGACGAUCUAGGAUUUCGCUACACUGCUCCUCCGCCUCUCUCUUUUUCUAGGAACUCUCAUAGAUCUCCGUCUCCUGCGUCUACGUUUGCUCCUGCUCGGACAGAAGAAUCAAUGUAUCUUCGUCCAGCACCACCUGCCACUAAUAAUAGACCACCGCUAAGCCUCAGGACUCAAGCUCCUCCUCCGUCCAUAGACCCUCCCAUCAAGCCCAAAGAUAACAACAAAAGAUUUCCGUUUCAUACUGGACUCCUUCCACCAAAAGAUUCAGGAGACGCUUCUGGACUUCGUGAUCAGGUUGAUAUGUUGCAGGAAGAGAAUGAAACUAUUCUAGACAAGCUCAGACUCGAGGAAGAGAGAUGCAAGGAAUCAGAGGCCAGAGUUAGGGAGCUAGAGAAGCAGGUUGCUUCCCUUGGAGAAGGUGUAUCUUUGGAAGCCAAACUCUUGAGCAGAAAGGAAGCAGCAUUGCGUCAAAGAGAGGCUGCGCUUAAAAAUGCCAAAGACUCUAAGGAUGGAGUUGAUAAAGAAAUCACAUCUCUACAUGCUGAAAUUGAGAAUGCAAAAGUUGAAACUGAGGCUGCAGUGAGACAGCUAAAUGGAGCUGAAUCUGAAGUAAAAGCUCUUCGGUCAAUGACUCAAAGAAUGAUAUUAACUCAAAAAGAAAUGGAAGAAGUUGUUCUAAAGAGGUGUUGGCUUGCCCGUUAUUGGGGUUUAGCUGCAAAAUAUGGCAUCUGUGCAGAUGUUGCAAUUUCCAAGUAUGAGCUUUGGUCAUCCUUAGCCCCUCUUCCAUUUGAGGUCGUUGUUUCUGCUGGACAAAAGGCUAAGGAGGAAUGCUGGGAAAAAGGUGAUGAUUCAACAGAGAAGAGAAGCAAACUUGUUCCUGACUUAAAUGAUCUUACCGGAGAAGGAAAUAUUGAAAGUAUGCUUUCAGUUGAAAUGGGAUUAAAGGAGCUUGCUUCUUUAAAGGUUGAGGAUGCUAUUGUGCAAGCAUUAGCCCAACAGCGGCGUCCAAAUUCUGCUCGACAAUUAGUCUCAGAUAUUAAAUCACCCGGGGACCCUAAGUUUAUGGAAGCCUUUGAAUUGAGCCCAGAGGAGUCUGAGGAUGUUCUUUUCAAGGAGGCUUGGCUGACAUAUUUUUGGAGAAGAGCCAAGGCUCAUGGUAUAGAGGAGGACACUGCCAAAGAACGCCUUCAAUUUUGGAUUGGUCGGAGUGGGCAUUCACCUACCUCACAUGAUGCUGUUGAUGUUGAGCAAGGACUUUCUGAGCUGAGGAAAAUGGGGAUUGAACAUCGACUUUGGGAAGCAUCCAGAAAGGAAGUUGAUCAUGACUUUACUGUCGCACGAAAGUUGUCUUGACCUGAAAUUUGUGCUUAAUUUCCUUGAGGUUUGUUGAUUUAUACAUAUGAAUUGUGAAUUUCAUCUUCCUUCGGGAGACUGUCACCUUGCACUUUGUGUUCAAAUGAGGUUACUCGCACUGUUAGCUCUAGGAGCUGAUGAAGCUACCGCUCUCUUGUUCCUUCACCUUCGAUGACAUAAAUAAUAGUCAUAACCUGGCCGAUUAUAAUCA